UAGAUAUUUCAUUAUUAUCAAUCAUAACUUUUUGUUCAUUUGUAUUUGUAACAUCUGUGGUCUAUUGAGAGAUACAGAUACAACCUAAGAAAUCUGGCUUCUUGUUUUUCAGUCAACAAUAAUUAGAAGUUUAAAACAUUUCGUAUCUCUGCUUUUGACCAGUAGGCUGGAAAAAGCACAGACAUUUGGCCAAGCUCUGAACCUAGCUCAAGGAAACAGAAUCCCAUCCAGGUCCUCAAACAGGUACAAGGACAAGAAAAGUGGCCUCAAGAAAUCAGGGACUGUGGAUAUCACUAACUCAAGAACUCGAUAACUUAUAAAUCUAUUUCAGCGUCAGCAAACAGUCCUUUCCUUGCUUACAGUCAACCAGGCAGAAUUUAGAUGAUGUUUUUAGGCUAUGAUUUCAAGCGGUCUCUGAGUGAUGGCUGCAGGGAGAAAUUUCACUUGAUGUCAAGUCUUUUUUACUCUUCUCUGAAAUGUCCGGUGCUAACUGCUGCAGGCACAGCACCGGAUGGCUGUGGGCCAGGGAAAGGGCUGUGUUUCCUAAGGGAGCUCCUGCCCUCCAGUAACAACUUCUCCUGCCAAUGUCCCUUCUUCCACAGGCCGCUGGCAGCCCUCAGGCUGGAGGAGGGACUGGAGCCCUGUGGGAAGAAAAUGAAAGAAAAUAAAAGACUUCUGUGAGGCUGAGCCCUGAUGGGGACAGGACAAGCACCGGGCAGGGCCAUCACCUCCCUCUGCUCUGGGGCAGGGGAGACUGCCGCCAUUUUAUGUGGGGAUGGUGGAUGGAGCCCAUGGCAGAGUUGUGAGGUGGCACAGCCUAUUCAGUGGCCCCACAGUGUACUUUCAGCCUUUAAUCACCUGGGGAGAAACCUUAAUUACACAUUUUUUUCCCCUUGCAUUUACAUGGUCCAUAAAUACUUUGCCAUCUGAGAGAGAUGUAGCACAGAUGUUGGCCAGGCAAAUCUUUAGCGCUCUACGUAGAUGGCAGUUGCUCUCUUCAGGCCGUCAGCCUCCUGCAGUGCACCCCUGCUAGUGACUAAACUGGUGCAACAAAUAAAUAAACAGAUGUGCCUUUUUUUUUUUUUUUUUUUAAUAAGAGUCAGAUAUUCAUGCCUUUUUCUCACAGCUCAAAGACAGCUCCCCUAUUGAUGAUAAUCCUGGAGCCUGCUGAAAUCCUGGUUGCUUUCUUAAAUUAUCUCCCUCUUGGCCCAUGUCUGUGCUGCUCAAGAUGAUCCUUUUGUUUGCUUGUAUUUUCUUACAGAGAUGCAUCUUCUCACGUGUAGGUGCACUGUGUGACCUGCGGACUCUGUCACAUCAGGGGAUGUAUGGCAGGAGAGGUGCCUCACAAGUUCAAAUGCUGGUAGUUUAUGACCACACAUCACCCUAUAUUAGAGAGGAGGGUAUCUUUCAGGACACACUUGAUAGCUUGCUCCUGUGAAUCACUGUUUGUGUCCAAUAGCGUCCGGUAUUUUCCAGACAGAUGCAUCAAAUACCCAAGCGUUGAGCAAGUUAUGGGGUGCCCCAACACUUGAGAUGCAGCUGGAGUGGCGAACAGCUGUAGCGUUCACAGAAACUGCUCUCAAGCAGCUGUUACUCUGGCAGUAGAAUAAAACCGCACUAAGCUGAGCCCCACACCCGGCUCUGUAAGCUGCCGUGCCUGCGAGUUCCUGCGUGGUUUGCGGUUUGCACCCUGCCGGCUUGAUUGGCUGUGCUUGGCGAGGGAGAGGUGAAGAUGCCUCAGUGAAGACCUGUGUGUCCUGAAUGGCUCUGCAGGCUUCAACCCGUGCUGAGCACUGGCACUGAAGGCAGGAGGCAAGUUGGUUAUCUUGUUAUGAAACUCCUGCUGCUCCCCACCACUUUGUCUCAGCACAGAUCCUGAAACAGCAGAGUGCAACCACCAGCCCUCAAAGAGCCCUUACCACAUUCAUGAUGCGUCUUGAAGGGUGAGAGCUGCACGGUUCCUACUUCACAGCUCUCAAAACUAUCUUCUGCAGGUUUUCUAAGCUCUGCCCUGCCACCAAGACACAGUAUGGAAGCCAUCGCCAAGUUUGACUUCACUGCUUCUGGAGAGGAUGAGUUGAGUUUCCAGGCUGGGGACAUACUGAAGGUUUUGAGCUCCCAGGAAGAGUGGUAUAAGGCUGAACUCAGGGGUCAAGAGGGCUACGUUCCUAAGAACUUCAUUGAUUUUCACGUUCCACCAUGGUUUGAUGAGAGGAUAUCCCGCCACGAAGCCGAGAGCAUCCUCAUGAGCAAAGGAGUUGGUUCCUUCAUUGUCCGGGCCAGUCAGAACUCUCAUGGUGACUUCUCCAUCUCUGUCAGGCAUGAAGAUGAUGUGCAACACUUCAAAGUGAUGAGGGAUUCAAAGGGUAACUACUACUUGUGGACAGAGAAAUUCUACUCGCUAAACAAGCUGGUAGACUACUACAAGACAACUUCCAUCUCCAGGCAGAAGCAGAUCUUCCUGAGGGACGAACGAGAAGAGAAGGAAAGGCGUGGUGGGAGUCUGGAACGGAUGGGAUGGGAAGCACUCCAUCUGGGUGGAGCAUCUGCAGAAGCUCAUUCUUCUAUAUCCAGGAGAUACGUGGAUCAUCCAGUCCCUGUACUGCACCAGCAACAGGAUAGAUAUGGAGGGAGCCUGGACAGGAAAGAAGGGCUGCAUGGACUAAGGAAUCAUGGCCAAGGAAGUGCAGCAGCUAUGCAACGGAGACACACAGACCCCCUGCACCAGCAGACACCUCGAACGCUAUGGGUCCGUGCCUUGUACGACUUUGAUGCUGUGGAACACGACGAGCUGGGCUUCCGCAGUGGAGAUAUCGUAGAGGUUCUAGACAGCUCCAACCCAUCAUGGUGGAAAGGACGUCUGCGUGGGGAACUAGGUCUCUUCCCUGCCAACUAUGUCACACCGGUGCUCCUGUGAGGGCAUGGUAUGCCCCAGAGGGCCGUAUCAGAGCUGCUCUUCUGACAUGACAGGGACAGAGAGGGAGUGAACCUUCCCUUGCCCCCAGGACAUAUGGUGUUUUUGGUUUUGUCUUAAUUUAUUGGGAAUUGAUCUUCUGAAAUAUUGGUAAGAAACAGAACCCUUUGAAGAGGGUGGGAAUUUUUUCCCCUGUUUUUUACAUCCAUAAAGGGGAAGGGAGUAAGAAUCCUGGACUGUUUACUGAGACCUUGCUGGAUCCUUCCUGACCUGUUAUUACUUUGGCUAAGUAUUGAUAACUUCCUGCAAUUAGGUUUGUUUUGUGGAAGUGCACCUCAGACAAGUCAGGCUUCAAUCUUUAGGUAGUACUACCCCUUUCUUUUAGAUCUGGUUGCACUCAUAGUACCUUCAGGCUCUGUUUCACCUUUCUUUCAGAGGCAGGACUAAUGCCCAGGUGAGUUAAAUGAUGAUGGGUAAUUACAUUAAUCCUUCAGGUAGGGAUGGAAAGUAAGGGGUCCUUAGGCUGAGGUGCAAGGCAACCUUGACUUUUCUAAAUAGUUUUUGGCUUGCACCUGUAGUACUUCCUGUGGGCAUGGAAUGUGUGGAUAUACCAGAUGAAGGGACGGGGUCCUGUAAGCUUUUGUACAAACAACCAAGUGGUGAAGAUACAGGAGGGUGAGAAGCUAAUUUCAUAGCUUCUUCAGAUAGUCCUGCUCUCCUGCACUUCUGUCUGCGCCCUAUAACAGCAACUUGUCCUGUUUUCAAUCUGCUUUCCAAGGUACCUAAACAUCCUAUUUGACAUCCUAGUUAGAGCAGGUCAGGUCCUUCAACUAACUGAAUAUCCCCUGGAUUGAAUAACAACAGUGGAUAUCCCUUACUGAUACCUUUCUAAAACUGAGUUGGGGAGGGGUUGAGGAUAAGAGGUUUUUCUGUUUCGUGCCAGAAGUUCUUUCCCUGAGAAGGUGGGGUGUUCAGGAUCACUGGGUAUACAACUCUGACUUGCCAGUGGAAUGCAUCAUGCGACUUGUUGAGCUGUGACUUUACAGUGUGCAGACAAUAAAGUUGUGGCCAUUGAACAGUC
Messenger RNA from Cygnus olor (mute swan), 3995 nucleotides. RefSeq names its product GRB2 related adaptor protein 2 (gene GRAP2). The record is from RefSeq and is a predicted model, not a curated record. The coding region runs from base 2030 to 2917 and encodes 295 amino acids. The transcript has 9 exons. Gene Ontology annotation, molecular function: protein binding. Lineage: Eukaryota; Metazoa; Chordata; Aves; Anseriformes; Anatidae.